GUUUUCCAUGACUCGCCCUCUGCUAUCAGGCAAAUAUUGACGGGUAUAAUACAGUUCUGUACAGAUGUAUUAAUAUUGUCCCCGAUUUUUGUAUAAAUAAGCAAAUAUAAUCCCGAUAAGAAACGCUAGCUGUUGACUCAUCACCACAGGGAUGAGGUUUUAGGUCUGAUGUGUUACGACAUGGUGAAGCUGAGUAAAUGGACAGCCUGUAACGCUGACGCAUGACAAAAAGAUCGCCAUCAGGGUGAAACUGACUUCUGAUCAUGUGUCUGCUGCACCACAAGGCAUUGGAAAUGCUCAAGAGAGAAGAGGAUCUUUGAAACGGAUGUGAGGGCUGAUCAGAGGGAGCUGCAUGUCAUGGAUAUCCACUGCAAUGUGACCUCACUCGAGGCCCAGGCACAGAUUAACUCCACCAUCUUCCACCUGGUUAAGAUGGUCAGCAUGUGCGUGAGCUGCACUUUGAACACUGUACUCGGUUUUCCUUUGCUCCUGGUCAUCACACGCUCCCCGUCCCUCCUCAGACACGCUCGCUUCCUGCUCCUCACACACCUCCUCUUGUGUGUCAACCUCCAGCAGCUCCUCUGGACUAUCCAAACAGUUCUCUUAAAAUCCAGAGAAGGUAUACCAGUGACCCAGUGUCUGAUCUUCUGUGCUGUUAACCAGGCCUGCUCAUUGGUGGACCUCUUCCUGAGCACCGCUCUGGCCGUGGACCGCGUUGUAGCUGUCAAGUGGCCCCUGCACUAUGAACUCUUGAUGUGUGCUCAAAGGAAGAGAGCAACUGUUGCAGCCAUAUGGACCUUAUCAGCUGUACUCAGCAGUGUGGCUCUGGGUCUCAACCUCAACACCAUCCAGGUCAAUUUCACCCUUCCCCGAUGUCGAUCUCUCAUACUUACACCCUGCCUGUCAGGGUCAUCAGCUCUGGUACUUUACUGCCGAGUGGGAGCUGCUGUGGUCGUGCCUCUCUGCUCUCUGACCAUCCUGGCCUGCUUCUGCCUGCUCUGCUGGGACAUGCGUGCGGGACGGCUCUGGACCCAGCGAGCUUGUGUGACCCUGACCCUCCAGGCAGCUCAGACUAUCCUCUUUUCUGUUCCUGUGGUCAUGGACAGCUACCUGAUCCCUGGCUACCUGCACAGUGAUGCUCUCGAUAUAGCAACCACCAUCAUCUACAACCUGGGGGUGUCGCUCAUCCCUCUUAUUUAUGGCUACCGCUCACGGGAGCUGCAGCAAAGGAUUCGACAGGCUGCACACAGGAACAAAGUCAACAACCAAAGCCAGUCAUAAUAAACCUUCGUUUGAGCAGCUGCUAUUUAUAAAACCUAACAUUUCUGACCUUAGUUUCCUGUUCAGCAGUCGCUUUUCCACAUUUAUUGUGUCACUCUUUGCAUUGACUUGAUUGUUUGAAAUGGUAAUGUUGGAUAGCUGAGUCAAUAUGCUGGGGUUAGGUAGCAGCAUCUUCCUGUAAAACAUUAAUUAGCAGCAGUAGAACAAAUAAUGAGAGUUAAAAAAAAAAAAACGGAGUCAAGCUGUUCAAACACUGAUAGCUACUGGAACAACGAUGCUUAAAAUAAUGAAGAAUCAAAGACAGGACAAACUGCUUCCACAUUUUUAUUUUGUACCUUAAAC
This is a messenger RNA of Cottoperca gobio, 1623 nucleotides long. Its product is annotated as olfactory receptor 1B1-like. Gene Ontology annotation, cellular component: membrane. The record is from RefSeq and is a predicted model, not a curated record. Gene Ontology annotation, biological process: detection of chemical stimulus involved in sensory perception of smell; G protein-coupled receptor signaling pathway. Gene Ontology annotation, molecular function: olfactory receptor activity; G protein-coupled receptor activity; odorant binding. NCBI's taxonomy places the organism in Eukaryota, Metazoa, Chordata, Actinopteri, Perciformes, Bovichtidae.